CGCUCUGAUCAACUACAGCAUGGGAGUGAAGUUUGAGGAUAAAGUCUGGUUUCAGAUCAUAGAGGAGGAGAAAACUCAGACAGAAAGUCAGACGUCAGAUGUGAUCGUGUACAAGAUCUUUGGUUAUGAAGAUAAAACCCUGCCCUACUCUCUGACCAUCAUUGAUACUCCUGGAUAUGGAGACACCAGAGGAACUGAGCAUGAUGUCAUCAUUAGUCAAAGGUUAAUGUUAUUGCUUCAGUCAAAUGAUGGAGUUCAAGAAGUUCAUGCAGUGGGUCUGGUGAUGAAGUUUGGGAGUAAUCAACUGAGUGACCAACUUCAAUAUGUAUUUAAUUCACUGACAUCUGUGUUUGGAGAAGGCCUGGAGAAAAACACUGUAGCUCUCAUCACACACUCAAAUGGAAGAACACCAAAAAAAGAUCUUCAGAGUCUUGAUGCUGCAAAAAUCAAAUCUGCAAAAAAUGCAAAUAAUCAGCCUCUUUACUUCCUGUUUGAUAACUGCCAGCAUGAAGACCGAGCAGAGGAGGAAGAUGAAAUCCUGAAACAAAAUUACCAAAGAUCAGAGAAAGGAAUGAAAGCGUUCAUAGACUUCCUGCAAAACACAGCAUCUCUAAGGCCAAAGGCAACACCUGAAGAGUUAAAGGAAGGCAUCAGACUGACCGCCUGCAUCCAAAACCUGCAAGACAGAAUCAAGUUUACUGAAGUAAAAGAAAGAGAGAUGAAACAGAAUCAAGAAGCUCUAAAGAAACAGGAUAACAUGCAGAAUGAAGAGUUCACUCCAUUUGUUACUGAGGUUUUUAAACAUAAAGAACCUAUUAGAGAAGAGAUGUGUAGACCCGGUUUUAAAACAGCUCUCAGCUGCACCAUCUGUGAGGAGAACUGUCACUAUCCUGGAUGCACAAUGGCUUUGACUCACUGUGAGAUCUUUAUAGAUGGUCGCUGUACUUCAUGUACUGGAAAGUGUCCUAAAUCAGAACAUGUGGAAGAAAAGUGGAGAUAUGUGACCAGGAUAAGGAAAAUUAAGAAGAAUGAAAAGAAUCAAACAGAAAGUGGAAACAAGACUAACCUCCUGGAAAAUCUUGAAAAACAAAUUAAAAAUCUUACAGCAGAGAAGAAACAGUUACUGGAUGAGUCAUACCAACAUGUUGUCAAACUGGAGCCGAUCGCCCUGAAAGCUGAUUCAGUGUCCACUUUCUUUCACUUGGACUUCCUGAUCAAGAAGAUGAAGGAGAAAGGAGACACAGAGAAGGUCCAGAAACUGGAGGAGAUGAGAAGCAGGAUGGACAAUGCCAAAGAAGCUCUGUUGUACAAGAACUGUCUCUUCUCAUCAACAUAUGAAGACAUCAUCCUAACUAGUUUUCUGAUCCGUUCAGGACCUCCUGCUGUCUACCAGCUGAGACCAAAGAAAGAGAAGAUUGGAACUCUGACAAGAAUAAUUGUUGGUGAAAAAAAUCCAAACAAGACAAAUAGAACCAUCUUACUUGUUGGUGAAACAGGAGCAGGAAAAUCUACUCUGAUCAACGCUCUGCUCAACUACACCAUGGGAGUGAAGUUUGAGGAUGAAGUCUGGUUUAAGAUCGUAGAGGAGGACAAGGGUCGGACGAAAGGUCAGAUGAAAGUUCAGAUGGAAGGUCAGGCAGAAGGUCAGAUGAAAGGUCAGACGGAAGGUCAGAUGAAAGGUCAGGCAGAAGGUCAGAUGAAAGGUCAGGCAGAAGGUCAGAUGAAAUGUCAGGCAGAAGGUCAGAUGAAAGGUCAGAUGGAAGGUCAGGCAGAAGGUCAGAUGGAAGGUCAGGCAGAAGGUCAGAUGAAAGGUCAGAUGGAAGGUCAGAUGAAAGGUCAGGCAGAAGGUCAGAUGGAAGGUCAGGCAGAAAGUCAGACAGAAAGUCAGACCUCAGAUGUGAUCGUGUACGAGAUCUUUGGUUUUGAAGAUGAAGCUCUGCCCUACUCUCUGACCAUUAUCGAUACUCCUGGAUUUGGAGACACCAGAGGGAUUGAACACGAUGACAUCAUCAGUGAAAGAUUAUUGGACUUGUUUCGAUCAGAUGAUGGAGUUAAUGAACUCCAUGCAGUGGGUCUGAUGAUGAAGGCGAGUGAUAAUCGACUGAGUGACCGACUUAAGUACAGCUUUGAUGCAGUGAUGUCUCUGUUUGGAAAAAACAUGGAGAAAAACAUUGUAGCUUUGAUCACACACUCAGAUGGAAUGCAACCUGAAAAUGCUCUUAAAGCUCUUGAAGAUGCAAAAAUUAAAUGUGCCAGAAAUGAAAAGAAUCAGCCUCUUUACUUCCUGUUUAAUAACCAUCAACAUAAAGACCGACCAGACGAAAAUAAGAUGAUAAAAGAUUCGUGGGACUUUACACGGAAAAACAUGGAUCAUUUGACAGUUUUCUUGGGGAAAUCUAAACCUCAGAAACUGAUGAAAACAGUUGAAGUGUUAAAUGAACGCAUCAGACUGAAAGCCUGCAUCCAAAACCUGCAAGAGAGAAUCGAGUUUAUUGAACUAAAACACAGGGAAAUCACACAAAUCCGAGAAGCUCUAGAGAACCAAGAAGCUCUGCAGAAACAACAAGAACAAAACAUUCAAGACAUUCUCAAGAGUCAAGAAGCUCAAAAGACACAAGGAGCACAAAAAAGCCAAGAACUUGAAAAAAUUCAAGAAACUCUAAAAAAACACGAAAAAGAGAUGAACAAUAACAAAAACUUCACUGUAGAAAUUGAUGAGGUCUACAAAGAUAAAGAACCCAUUGAUGGUGGGAUGUGGAGGGUGGUAUUUUUUGAAGGAGCUGUCUGCUGUACAGUCUGUGAGGAGAACUGUCACUAUCCUGGAUGCACAAUGGCCUGGUAUCCUAAAGACUGUGAGGUCAUGAAAAAAGGCCGCUGCACUGUUUGUACCAAGAAGUGUCCUGUGUCAACUCAUGUGAAAGAAAAGUGGAGAUAUGUGACCAAGACCAGGAGAGUUCAGAAGACCAAUGAAGAAAUGAAAAAGAAAUAUGAAACUAAUAAGUCAGAAAGUCAGUUGAAGAGGACUGAGGUGGAAAGUCUUAAAAAGGAGAUUAACAAACUGGAAAAAGAUGAUUCAUUGCUGAACAAAUCAGAAAUGCAACAGAACUAUGAAAAGAAUAAAAAAGAAAGUGAGAGGAAGAAGAGUCUUUUGGAAAAUCUUGAAAAAGAAAUGGAGCAGCUGACAGCAGAGCGAUCAAAGUUACUGGAUGAGUCGUACCAACAUGUUGUCAGACUGGAGCAGAUCGCCCUGAAAGCUGAUUCAGUGUCCACUGUUGCCCACUUGGGCUUCCUGAUUGAGAAGAUUGAGAAGGAGGAAAGAGACACAGUGAUGGUCCAGAAACUGAAGAUGAGAAGCAGAGUGGAUGAAGGAAGCAGACCAGCUCUGGGAUAUGUGUGGAAUAAACUAACAGCAUUUGGGAAAAGAAGUUUAAGGACCUGUGAAGGAGAUGAACACAAGUACUGAAACUUUUUAAUCAUGAAAAAUGUAUUUUAUUAUAACCCCAAUAGCUUUGAUAACAUGUUCAUAUUUUAACAGAAAUUUGGUGGAGGAAGAUUUUAUUGUGUGCAGGGUUCUUGCCAGAAAAAAUUUUCAGCUUGGUGCAUGUGUGUUUGCGGGGUUAGUUAGCUUUAGCAAUCUAAUAUGUGUGUAUUGUGACAGAAAUGUGUGUUGAUAUAUAUUUUACGUAUACACUGAUAAAAAUAUCC
Messenger RNA from Archocentrus centrarchus (flier cichlid), 3705 nucleotides. RefSeq lists its product as uncharacterized. Bases 20 to 3463 code for a protein of 1147 amino acids. The transcript is spliced from 2 exons. The record is from RefSeq and is a predicted model, not a curated record. NCBI's taxonomy places the organism in Eukaryota, Metazoa, Chordata, Actinopteri, Cichliformes, Cichlidae.